Messenger RNA from Fusarium subglutinans, 1704 nucleotides. Its product is annotated as 26S proteasome regulatory subunit N3. NCBI's taxonomy places the organism in Eukaryota, Fungi, Ascomycota, Sordariomycetes, Hypocreales, Nectriaceae. The coding region runs from base 1 to 1704 and encodes 567 amino acids. The transcript has 3 exons. Gene Ontology annotation, cellular component: proteasome complex; proteasome regulatory particle, lid subcomplex. Gene Ontology annotation, biological process: regulation of protein catabolic process; ubiquitin-dependent protein catabolic process. The record is from RefSeq and is a predicted model, not a curated record. Gene Ontology annotation, molecular function: enzyme regulator activity.
AUGCCCAGCAAGACGCCAAACAACAACGGAAAGAAGCCUGCCGGGAACAACGUCCAGAAAAAUAAGGACGUGGAAAUGACAGACAGCACAAAGCCCAAGGGCAAGAAGUCCGCCAAGGAUGGCGAUGAAGAGAUGACCGUUGUUGUUCCGCCUUCAAAGUCGAAAAAGUCUGACAAGAUGGCGGCUGAUGCUGAAGGUGAUGUGUCAAUGGGCGAAGAAGAGGAAGAGGCCAAGGUUGACCCUGUAACACAGACUAUCGCAGAUCGCGCGGUUUCACUUUUCGACGCCAGAUUCUCCCUCCGCGCCUUACGAUCUAUCUCCAUCAUCCGCAAGCGUUUGACUCCCGAUAUCAUUGCACAGGUCAUUUCCGAGGCCUUCCCAGCUACCGCCAACUCGAGUGCUAUUGUCAAGCCGCUCUUGUCUGCCAUUGAGCGCGACGAUGUUAUUCUGGGCCGACAGAGUGGUUCAGAGAUGGAAAUCGAUGAGGCGAAGACGUCUGGCAAGAACGGUGCUAAGAAAGAAGCCAAGGAACCCAUUCCUGAGAUUGAUAUUUUCCUUGGUAUUCUUGUCCAGGUCUACCUCUUUGACUCCAAGCAGUUCCAGCGCGGUGCGGACUUCUCUAAGUACCUUUCGGACAGAGUCCAAUCGCUCAAUCGCCGUACACUCGACUCUUUGUCUGCCAAGGUCUACUUCUACUACUCUAUCUUUUGCGAGCACAUUGCGCCUCUUCCCCCUUCUCCCCAAUCUCCCGUCGUCGCUAUCCGGCCAACUCUCCUCGCCGCUCUUCGAACUGCCGUGCUACGUAAAGAUGUCGACACACAAGCCUCGGUUAUCGUUCUACUGCUGCGAAACUAUCUAUCAACUUCGCACAUCAACCAGGCUGAUCUCUUGGUCUCGCAUACCCAGUUUCCCGAGAACGCUGUCAACAACCAGGUAGCACGAUUUCUCUACUACCUCGGUCGCAUUCGAGCAAUUCAGUUGCGCUACACCGAGGCUCAUGAGCAUCUCACUGCUGCCACUCGAAAGGCUCCUUCUAGCAGCUGCGCCCUUGGAUUUGCUCAGACGGCCACCAAGCUGCUCUAUGUUGUUGAGCUGUUGAUGGGUGACAUUCCUGACCGAGCUAUGUUCCGGCAGCCAACAAUGGAGGUCGCCCUCCAGCCAUACUUCCUCUUGGUCAAGUCGGUCAGAGUUGGGAAUCUUGAGGACUUUGAAACAGCCAUUGCCGAUCAUGCCGAUACCUUCCGACGAGAUGGCACGUACAGUCUCAUCCUCCGUUUACGACAGAACGUCAUCAAGACCGGCAUUCGCAUGAUGUCUCUGUCCUACUCUCGCAUCUCUCUUCGUGACAUUUGCAUUCGUCUGCAUCUUGGCAGCGAGGAGUCGGCUGAGUACAUUGUUGCCAAGGCUAUCCGCGACGGUGUGAUUGAAGCUACCUUGGAUCGCGAGAGGGGUUUCAUGAAGAGCAAGGAGGUUGGUGACGUGUAUGCUACUCGUGAGCCGGGUGAGGCGUUUCACGACCGAAUUCGAGCUUGUUUAGCUCUCCACGAUGAGAGUGUAAAGGCUAUGCGAUUCCCUAUGAAUCAACAUCGUCUUGAGCUCAAGAAUGCCCAGGAGGCCCGCGAGCGUGAGCGUGAGAUGGCCAAGGAGAUCCAGGAAGGUGACUUGGAUGAGGACGACCUCGGCGGAGACUUUGAUGGUAUCUAA